GAUACUGGGCCGCUCUUAUAUAUGCACUCCGAUUCGGCUCCUCCCACCAGCUCCGCCGUCGUCACGCCACAAAUGGAGUCACUCCCCGCCGCCGCCUCGGUCGCCAGGGCCUGCCUCCCGGCCACCGCCUUUUCGUCGUCGUCGCCCUCCUCCUCCUCCUCCUCCUCGCCGUCCGUCCUCAGCACCGUCGCCUGGCCCUGCCACGCCACGCGAGCCGUCUCUAGUGGCGCCGCGAAGGACUCGAUUCUGUAUGCGCUGGAGCACGACGAGAUGUUUAACUCGGCGGAGGUGAUCCAGUGGGAGAGCGGCAAGUCCAUCAACUCCAUCGCCGCCGCGCAGGGCAUCCGCAUCCGCCGCCGCUGCCGCCCCCGGUACCCCUCCGCCGCCGACGGGGCCAUCCCGCGCAACAUCCUCGAGCAGAUCAUCUGGGACAAGGAAGUGGAGGUCUCCCAGAGGAAGGCCAAGAAGCCGCUCAAGAACGUGGUCGAGUCGGCAGGGCACGCGCCGCCUCCCAGGCACUUCCUCGGGGCGCUGGAGACGGCUCACCGCCGCAACGGCGUGCCCGCCCUCAUCGCCGAGGUCAAGAAGGCGUCACCGAGCAGGGGCAUUCUCAGGGAGCACUUCAAUCCGGUCGAGAUUGCGCACGCCUAUGAGAAGAAUGGCGCGGCCUGCUUGAGCAUCCUGACUGACGAGAAGCACUUCCAGGGAAGCUUUGAGAAUCUUGAGACUGUGCGCAAUUCCGGAGUGAAGUGCCCUCUUCUUUGCAAGGAGUUCGUCAUCGACAUCUGGCAAAUCUACUACGCACGCUCAAUGGGUGCCGAUGCGAUUCUGCUGAUUGCCGCCGUGCUACCGGACCUCGACAUCAAGUACAUGUUUCACGUCUGCAAAAAACUUGGAAUGACUGCUCUUAUUGAGGUUCGUGAUGAGAGGGAGUUGGAUCGUGUACUGAAGAUAGAUGGUGUUCAGCUUAUCGGCAUUAACAAUCGUAGUCUAGAGACAUUCGAAGUCAAUACUGCAAACACAAAGAUGUUAUUAGAGAAACGCAUUGACAUCAUUAAAAAGAAGGGAAUACUGGUUGUUGGCGAGUCUGGUUUGUUCACUCCUGAUGAUGUCGCAUAUGUGCAGAAUGCUGGUGUUUUGGCAGUUUUGGUAGGAGAAUCCCUAGUGACACAGGAAGAUCCUGGGCGAGCCAUUGCUGGGCUGUUUGGGAAGGAGCUCUUGCACUGAAUUAUUGUUAUCGAGCUUUAGUUGUUGUAUGUAGUAAUCAGGGGCAGAUAAAUGAAGGCUUAGAUGCAUAAAGAUUGUACCAGAUGUAACCAUGAAUAAGUGCAGUGUUUAUAAAUGUAAUUCCAUUCUGUUA
Messenger RNA from Phragmites australis (common reed), 1360 nucleotides. RefSeq lists its product as uncharacterized. Lineage: Eukaryota; Viridiplantae; Streptophyta; Magnoliopsida; Poales; Poaceae. The transcript is spliced from 9 exons. Gene Ontology annotation, molecular function: phosphoribosylanthranilate isomerase activity; indole-3-glycerol-phosphate synthase activity. Gene Ontology annotation, biological process: L-tryptophan biosynthetic process. The record is from RefSeq and is a predicted model, not a curated record. The coding region runs from base 22 to 1227 and encodes 401 amino acids.